CAGAAAUCCAGAAACACUAUAAAUAGCUAGGUCCGGCCUUCCCUACCGAGAUAUUCAUGACAAGUUCUAUAGCCUCUAGGUUGGCUUUCGUGGUCCUCGUGUGCCUGGUGGUUGGUGCACCGUUAGCGUCCCACGCGGUCACAUGUGGCCAGGUGUCAGAAAGCGUGAGACCAUGCACAAUUUACCUGAGGAAUGGUGGGACCGUCCCUGCACCAUGUUGCAAUGGAGUCCGGUACCUUAGCAACUGGGCUAAGACCACCAUCGACCGCCAGUCCGUUUGCAGGUGCUUGGUUGCAGCUGCUCGAAGCAAUUGUGGACUCAAGCUUAACCUCGUGGCUGGUCUUCCAAUCAGAUGUGGUGUUAGGCUUCCUUACACGAUUAGUCCGGACACCAAUUGUGACGAGGUCCAUUGAAGUACUUGAAAUCUCAUGAAGUGUGCAACAGAAUAAAAUGGAUGUUUGUGAAGUACAUCCUUAUCAUGAAGAAUAACUUUGGUCUUAUAUAUAUAUAUGGU
Rosa chinensis is the source of this 514-nucleotide messenger RNA. Its product is annotated as non-specific lipid-transfer protein 1. The record is from RefSeq and is a predicted model, not a curated record. Gene Ontology annotation, cellular component: membrane. Gene Ontology annotation, biological process: lipid transport. NCBI's taxonomy places the organism in Eukaryota, Viridiplantae, Streptophyta, Magnoliopsida, Rosales, Rosaceae. Bases 57 to 413 code for a protein of 118 amino acids. Gene Ontology annotation, molecular function: lipid binding. The transcript has 2 exons.